This is a messenger RNA of Dichotomopilus funicola, 2424 nucleotides long. RefSeq lists its product as uncharacterized. Gene Ontology annotation, molecular function: double-stranded telomeric DNA binding. Gene Ontology annotation, biological process: telomere maintenance via telomere lengthening. The transcript is spliced from 4 exons. The record is from RefSeq and is a predicted model, not a curated record. The coding region runs from base 1 to 2424 and encodes 807 amino acids. NCBI's taxonomy places the organism in Eukaryota, Fungi, Ascomycota, Sordariomycetes, Sordariales, Chaetomiaceae.
AUGUCUGGUCGUGGGAAAGCCCGCCCGACAUCGCGUGCAGCGCAGGAGCCUGCCACAGGCGGAACCCGUCGUUCAACGCGCCAACAACAACCCACGGCUCAACCAGACGAGCCCCAACUGUCCUCCGAGGCGCUCGAGCAGCCGGAGCAGGAAGAUGAGUCGAGUUCUCAGGCCGAUGCCGAGAUAGCCAGGUCGGCAUACCAGCAGGUUAUCGACCCGGCUAUCGCGGGGCCGCAGGAUGGAAGUAUGCCACCUCCGCUCCUCCCCAUCGUGAAGAGUCCGCGUGCGCAGGCCGAAACUCUUGUCGCCCGCCGUGCUACUCGGGGUGGCGGCAGUGUCAGAAGCAUUCGAAGUGUCUACUCGUCCCAGCCAGAGCCCCUUGGCUCCACGCAGCCAGGGCCGGCUCCAUCUCAUGCGUUUGGCACUCCGGCUCGCCAUAGGUCUGUUCUGGCGUCUUCUGCAAUCACUGAGUCGCCAAGCCAGCGAGUGGCCAAGUCCAAACUAAUGAGCGUGAUGCUACCGCGUCUCUUCAAUGCUGCGGACGAUCUUUGUGAGCAUCUCUUCAGCGACCAGGAGGAUGAGGAGGCGUGGGAAUUCGAGCGCAUUGGCUUUAAGGAAGCUCUUGACACGUAUCGCGGUCAUUAUGUUGAGGAGAGCGGCGACCCAGUCGUGGACCCGGUUUUGGUCGCCGACACCGUGCAGCCUGACAGGACGUCCUCCCAGUGGUCCAGGGCCUUCAAGAUUGCCUCGGCGGCGAACCUUGCGACGCUGCUCAACGACAUCACGGUGGCUGAUAGCAAGCAGUUCCUGCCGCUACUGGCGGGGUGGAACUUGACCUUCCCUGGGUCCUUUCUCGGCAUCAAUCCAGAUGUCUUCCCGACCAUGGUGGAUCGGACGGCUGUUCAGCAGGCUUUGAUGAUCCGGACUCAGCUAUCCAUCGCCACACUGCAGGCACUCCAAGAGGCCGGCUCCGCCUCAUUCCACCCUUGGCAGGAGGUCGCCAACAUUUGGUGUCGCGGCGAUGUUUCCGUCGACUCGGUCGAGGCUUUCCUGGGCGGUAACAAAGACGCCCUCCAUCUGCACCCAAUUGAACGGGAUACCUCUGAGGGGACCGCUAUUCAGGACCAGUUCGCAGCCAUCUGCAGUGCCCUGCCAAAUCAGGUGGUUGAAGGUGGUCUUGACCUGAGCCAGCUGCAAGAGAAAUUCCCCUUUUCCGAGUUUGUCUACAACCUACGCGCGUUCGUCAGGGAGCGAUUAACGGGUAUCAAAAACCUGUUCCAACAUGAGGCUGGAUAUCCGAGUGCCGCUUCCGCCACCGAUUCUCAAAUCCGGUCGCAGCUGGAAGGCGAUUCAAUCAGCCAGUCAUUCGACCGGGCGGGGCAAGAGUACGUGUGCCUCAGAUAUAAUUUGACCUCAUUGCGGAUGAUGAAACAGCUCGAACAGCAAGGGACUCCAGGAUACCCAUCUCACCCGCUCUCUCAGGACUCAUAUUCCCCCGCGCCACGGAUUCCUUACCCGCCAGGUUUUGGCAGUCCGUCGGUUGAACCGAACUACCCCAAUCUACCGCAACAGGGCGGUGUCCAGGCAAGCGGCCAUGCAUUUGCCGCAUCAGCUGCUCAGGUUGCCGGUGACAAGAGACGGGCCACAGACGACCCGAACAUGGAUGGGGCUUCAUCAGCAACACCACGGCCCAAGAAGCCCCGGGCCAAGCGGACCAAGAAGAACGCGGCAGCCGAGGCGGCCCAAGUGUCCUCGUCCGCUGCCGCUCCGGAGACCGGAUCGCUCGCCUCGUCUCAAUAUCCGCUGCCGCCUGGAGCGGAUAACACACCCGACUUUGAAGCUCUUUCGCGGCGAUCCCGAGAGCUCACGGCCGCUGCUCGCAAGGCCAAGGCGCCGCAAGUCCGACAAGCUUGGGUACGCCGCGAUAUUGCCCUGCUUGUCAAGGCGGUUGACACGUAUCAAUGCAAAUGGAGCACGAUUGAGAAGGAAAUCACGGCGGGUACGAUCCCGUUUGAGCAUCGGCGUGACCAGCAGGCGCUCCGAGACAAGGCGCGCCUCUUGAAGCAGGAUUUCCUCAAAGCCGAUGUUCUCUUACCUCGAGGCUUUGAUCUCGUCGUUUUGGGCAAGAAGGAGCGGGAAGCCGUCAAGGCAGUGGGCAAGAACCCGGACCGCAGAGAAGCCGAUGUUGUUAACGACCAGCCUGUCAACACGGAAUAUGUGGAUGAGGACGCGACGGCCAAUCCCGCUCCCGCCCCAGCUCCCCUCCCACCGGCGGAUGCCAACCCCGAGGAACAGCUGCAGUUGACCCAAGCCGAACCUCAACCCCAACCCCAGGCCGAGGGCGAGGGUCAGCCCCAGCCCCAGCCCGAACCCCAAGCCCAAGCCCAGACGGAGGUGCCUGCGGAGGCUCAGGUCGCAGCUUAA